AUGUUCUCUGGCAGUGUGGACAAUGAUAUUUAUGAUGAGCUUCCUUCAAAAAGUGCCAACUUGCUGCCAGAAUACACAAAUCCUGCAUGGAUGCUGGAGCAGGAAGUAUUUGGUCGAAGCUGGUCUAAAAUUGCAGAGCAUAUGCCGAGUAGGACGGGUCUACAAGUUAAAAACUACGCUCAGCAGUACUUCAAACAGAAAGUAAUGUCAUGCAAAAGAAGGAAGAAGACCAUUGAAACUGAUGUCAGUAAACCAACUGUGCCCUCCACAGCCGAGAAUAAUCAUGAUCCAAUCAAAGAUGUCCUCUCUCUAGUUACGACUGCACAAACAACUGUUACCACGGUAUCCAAGCCAAACAAUUCUUCUCCAGGCAAAAACAGCAUGUUAGGGAAAAUGUUGAUAAAUCAUGGAAACAAGAACAAAAAUAAAAACAAAUUAGAGGUUCAGCUUUUCCAGAAAAUGCAGAGAGCAAAAACUGAAUCACAUGGUCAAAAAAGGGAAGCAAUGAAGAAAGAAUCAAAAUCAGGGAGUAAAGCAUCAGGUGUUAAACAAAGGAAGAUAGAGAGAUACUCAGAAACACAGGGCCAAGUACAGAUAACUGUCAAACCUGCUCCUCAGACAAUUGUCUCACAGCCAGAGGCUGAGACUGCGAACCUUGCCACACCAUCCUCAAUGUCCAUUUUAGAAUCUCGUCUUCGCAUGACGGGGGUGAUAGAGAAUCUACGGUUCUGUGCCGUGGCAGACAUUGUGAAGGAGGACGAGGAUGAAGAUGGAGAGAUAGACAUUGAAAAUGAGGAUGAGGAAAACCCAAUCCUCAAAUCUCGAUCAGUUUCCCCCCCAACUCAGUGUAUGAACAACUGGUCCGAGGGGCCCAAAUUUCCAACAAAACUCCAGAAAAAGGAAAGUACAAAGAGAAAGUGGGGAAAACCCCCAGAUGAUAAUUUCAUUGUUUUAUGGAAUGGAGAGUACCUGGACUUGCCCAUACCUAAACAAGAAGCUCAGAUAGACCCAGAUACUAUAACAGAACAGGAACACCAAAUUCAUGCAGACUUUUUUGAUGGACGACCCUCUAAAACCCCAGAGCGUUAUCUAAGAAUUAGAAAUUACAUUUUGGAAACUUGGGCAAAAUGUAAGCCUGGAUACCUGAACAAAACCUGUGUGCGACCAGGACUGAAGAAUUGUGGUGAUGUCAACUGCAUUGGAAGAAUUCAUGCUUUCUUGGAGUGUACAGGAGCAAUUAAUUUUGGAUGUGAACAAGCUUGUUACAAUCAGGCAUCUAAACGACCAAGAAAAAGAAGAAUUAGAAAUGAAUAUGGGCAGUGGGUUGAUGAAAAAGAAUUACAGGGCAAAACUAUACAGCAUCAAGAUAAAGUUACUACCAAGGAAAGCCCUGGAAAGGUUUCAAGGUCACCUAAGGUCCAAAGUCUGGACCCUUUCAAACUUAUACCUUGUCAGAACUUUUCUCAGGAGAGACCUGCCCCAUUCUACGUAGAAAUACACAAUACAGCUCUGGUGAUAAUGGAUAUUCAUGCUCAUAUAUCAAAGACAGAGGUCAUAGGAAUGUUAGGAGGUUGUUACCACGACGAUGACCAGCAUUUAGAGAUUACCAUGGCGAUUCCUUGUAACAGUAUCAGUACUGGUCUCCAGUGUGAAAUGGAUCCAGUGUCUCAGACGUUUGCCUGUGAGGAGAUCAGUAACAACAGGAUGAAUGUCAUUGGCUGGUACCACUCCCAUCCGACCUUUAACCCCAACCCCUCAAUACGGGACAUCGAGACUCAGCUCAAAUUUCAGGAGUACUUUGCCCAGGAUGGUUUUUCCUUCCUCGGUGUUAUAGUCAGUCCGUACAACAGAACCUGUAUGGGGCUGUGUUCAGAGUUCCAGUGCCUGACAAUCAGUUCAGAGGUCAGCCCACUGGACAAGUGCA
Molecule: messenger RNA, 1924 nt
Organism: Saccostrea cuccullata (small rock oyster)
Lineage: Eukaryota; Metazoa; Mollusca; Bivalvia; Ostreida; Ostreidae
Product: deubiquitinase MYSM1-like
Exons: 13
Molecular function (GO): protein binding; metallopeptidase activity
Source: RefSeq, a predicted model, not a curated record